AUGGCGGCCGAACAACGCAAACUCCUCGAACAGUUGAUGGGCGAUCAAUUUGCUGGAUCUAUCGCCUCGAAAACCGCCAAUCUCUCUCUCACUUCCCCUCAAGUCUGUCGGUCCUAUCUCUGCGGCACCUGCCCACACGAUCUCUUCACAAAUACUAAACAAGAUCUUGGAGCCUGUCCAAAAUUUCACCCAGAAAACCUCAAGCUCGAGUACGAGACACUAGACGCGCACGAAAAAGCGAAGCUAGGGUUUGAGUACGACUACAUGCGGGAUAUGGAGCGUUAUGUGGCCGACUGCAACCGAAGGAUAGAGAGUGCACAGAGGAGACUGGAGAAGACGCCGGAUGAGAUUAGGAGGACGAAUGCGCUAUUGAAAACAAUCAGUGACUUGACCAAGACAAUAAAUACAGGACUACUGGAAAUACAGGUUCUGGGAGAGCUGGGCCAGGUCAAUCUCGCGGCCAGUGAAUUCUUCAAGGUACGCACAGCAAAACUUGCAAGAGAACAGGCAGAACACGACCUGAAGAGUUUAUCCGACACAUCUGGACCAUCAGGACAUCAAAAGCUACAGGUCUGCGAUGUCUGUGGAGCAUAUCUGAGCAGACUAGACAAUGAUCGCAGACUUGCGGACCAUUUCUACGGCAAGAUGCAUCUCGGAUACGCGCAAAUGAGGAAGACGUACGAGAAACUGAGUGGAGAGUUCAAAGGACGCAUGCCUCCUGUCAGAGAUCAAGAAUCGAGAGGGGAGGAUGGUUAUGGAGGCGGGGACUUUAGUGAUAGAAGAGGUGGAUAUGGUGGUGGUGGUGGAUUCCGUGGAAGAGGUAGAGGUAGAGGACGAGGAAGGUGGUAG
Molecule: messenger RNA, 849 nt
Organism: Lithohypha guttulata
Lineage: Eukaryota; Fungi; Ascomycota; Eurotiomycetes; Chaetothyriales; Trichomeriaceae
Gene: LUC7
Product: splicing factor
Exons: 1
Coding region: 1-849 (282 amino acids)
Biological process (GO): mRNA splice site recognition
Cellular component (GO): U1 snRNP; U2-type prespliceosome
Molecular function (GO): mRNA binding
Source: RefSeq, a predicted model, not a curated record